AACAACAUAGAUUGCUUUGAAAGUAAUUAUAGAACCACACAAUUUUGCUUUACUUAUGUUUUACUAAAAUGCAUUAACAUAUUUAUUAAAAAUAUUUAUUUUUUUACAUUUAUGGUUGUAUUCAACAAUUUCAAGUUUAAAGAUACAUUGUCUUGUUUUAAAAAAUAUGAAAACAUGAAAGCAGAAACAGAGAUACAGAUUUUUGUUUAACCUCACUUAUGUUUUAUUAAAAAUAAAUAUUUAUUCAAAUCUAUUACUCAAAUGUUUAUUGUGCAACAAUACAUAGUUUUGCUUUAAAAAUGUAUGAAAACAUUACAAAAUGGGAAACAGAUCUCAAUCUGAACUCAAAUAUUUAUCAUCACAUUCACAUUCAUUUUAUAGCUUUAUACUCUUUCUACUUGACAACUGUUGACUCAUUUGUGUCUGAAUGACACAUACCUGAGAGUGCCAUUAAGUUGAGAACUUCUGAGCUAGGAAUGAUCAUGAUUUAAGCCAGAUUUGUUCCUAAAAGUGAAUAAAUAAACUCUCAAAAAUGUAGCUGUUUAAAACACGAUCAAAUGCUCACGAUCACACAAAAUAUUAAAUAUUAUGUAUAUUUAAAAAUAAAUAAUACAUAUACUUUAUAUAUUUGGUUAGUAUAAUAUCCAGGACGUAUUCAGUGAUCAAAUCUUAUGGAAAAUCCAUUUAUUAUCCAUGAUUUAUUUUUUACACAUUUUAUUUGAUAUACUGGAUGUUCACAUCACGUUUUCUACUUUUUAAUUUAGCUUACAGGUAGCUAUCCUUUUCAAAUGAAUUUCAUUAAAUUUACUGCAUAAAGAGUCUCUUAUACUUAUAACAUGAGCUGAUAAACACGUAUGUGAACACAUAGCUACAUGUUGUACAAUUCACAUUGUUUUCAAUACGGCUAGCUCUUAAAGGGUCACACACACCCGAUACGUACAGAUUAUAUGCAUACAAUAAUCAGUUUACUCUUACUACUUGGAAAAAUCGCACAUUGUCAAAGUACAACAACUUAGUUUGUGUCCUGUAACAAUAUAUUGAAGAUAGUAGUAUGUCUUCCAGGUGUUUUCAACUAUGUUCUACAUAUCUCACAAAAGUGUUAUUAAAAAAACCUAAAGGCUGUUAAGCAGAACAUUAAUUCACGUCCAUUAAAAAAAUACUUUUUACUUUUCAUAAAUUUUUGCAUAUCUCUGGUGGAACAAACACCAAAGGCAUCUUUAAAUUGAGCGUGAAGACACAAUGCUGCAUAAAAGCUCACGCCUGCCCCGAACCACCUCAGCCUUUUAUAUCACAGCAUACAGAUAGACUUAAUACACGCGUAAUCGCUGUAUGAAUGCCGUCUCUGAGCAGCAUUAAAACAGACUGCGUCAAGACAAGAGCUUAAAAUAACUUAACUAGGUUCAAGAGACAGCUUCAAUAUGUAGGUAAAUACAAAAACAAAAUAUUGAAUAAUGUUAAUGCACGUCAAGUCAUGACCCUAUGUUAUAGGUCGUGACUGUGUUAAAAGUCAAUAACCUAUAGACUUUUAUGACAAUGGGGAAAAAUGCUUAUUGUAAAAAAAGGAGCUUUAUUUAAAACCAUAAUACAUUUACCUCAGUCAUUUAGCAUAUUGUAGGCUUACUACUAGAGUGUCUUAGAUGUCAUAAUUAUCGUAAUACAUCCCUCAUUUCCUUGCUUUUUGUCAGUUCCCGCAAAUCGCUCAAACUUACCCAUGAUGAGUCUAUCAAUUGAAAUAAACAAGUCAUCUUAAUAUUUCUUUGAAAUUUCAUAAUAACAACCAAACUUUGAGAACAUACGGACAGAUUUCUUAAAUACAUCUUAUUCAGCAAUACAAAUAAUUUUACCCUCAGUUCCUUCAAUCUCAGUUUCUUUUUUUUUUAUCCUAAGUGGGAGAAACUAAGCCAUGAGAAAAGGAAGCAAGGAUUGCCAAAAAUUAGAAAUGAGAAGUAGUCAAAACCAAAGCAAACCCGGGAAGCAUGAUUUACGGAUCGUUGACUUGCUGAUCGUUAUUAAAAGCAUAUAUCACAACAAAGAUGUAACUAUAAUCAAUUUAACAUUUAUUUACUUUAAAACAGGCAUAAAUGUUAUUUUAUAAAAGCAUAAAUAUUUUGUCACACUUUAUUUUAAGGUCCAGUUCUUGUUGUUAACAAUCAACUAUGAUUUUUACCUCAGUAAACUCCUAAUUUGCUGCUUAUUAAUAAUUCAUAAGGUAGUUUAGGUAUUGGGGGAUGUAGAUUCAGAAUGUGUCCAGACCGAUACAAAUAAAUUCAGGAUAUUUUUAAACGUUUUUGUACUAACUUUAUAAUGUUAUAACUAUCUCAACACUUUCUGUAAUAUCACAAAUCACCUAUAAAGACUUCAGAUGAGUUAUGUCAGGUUAUUAUUUUAGUAUUAUAGGUCAAAUGCUUAUUGCUUGAGAGUUUGUUCAUGACGUGAACCAUAUUGUCGCAUUUUCUGUUCUGUGGGCCUUUUUCUAUACAUUAGCAUGAAGCUCGCUGUGCGCCGAGAGUUGCUCUUGAGAGUAGGUUGAGAGUUGACUGUAAUUUUUCUGUUUUUCACUUUCUCUCUCUGUAGAGCAUCAGACACGCAGACACAACAACCUCCGGUGCCUCCGUGCAUCCAGACCGAAGCCAGCUGAAAGCAGCGGCGGAGCGAAGCGGCUGAUAUUGGGGGCAUGUGUGAGGACACAGGUGAAUCAGUUUUCCGGAUUAUUCAGACUGAGAACGAGAGACAUGUCGAUUUUGCGGAUAUUACGGAGUAGUGAAGGUCGGGCAGUGUUCCAGGGUGAAAGGUUUCAAGUAAGGGCCGGAGUCUAGCACGUGCUCCCCUCUUUGGUCCGGGGUGUAAGGGGCAGCAGCUUCUUCCCGUGGCUUCUCCUGACUUGGCCCAAACGGCCCCUCGUCAGCCGUGAACAGAUGUGUGUAAGUGCCAGUGUCGCUCAGCGCCGCCACAUCGGCCUCCAGCAGUUAGAAGCCAUAGCUGCCACCACACAUGGCUUUCUGGGUCCCAACAAACGGCCCAAGUUUAUCCAAGAUGAAGACGCCGGGGAUGCGAUAUUGGUCGGCUCCUGUUCACGUCUGCUUGAGAAUAUCGAGCUGCAAGGCUCGGUCGGACAACUGCUGCUUGAGACGGUCCAGGCCCAGCAGAAGCUCUUCCGCUCCGGGACGGGCACGCUGGUUUUUCUGGCCGGAGUCUGGAGUAGAGUUGCAUUAGAGUGCCUAAACAGAGGAAUAAGUGUGUUGGAUAUAAAAACAGCCAUGAGGAAAGGACUGGAGCUGUGUUUAGAGGUGUGCAAACAAUCUGCUGUAAAUGUGGAAGAAGUGUCUUGCCAGAAAGUAAAGGACUGCGGACCUAGUUCAGCUGUAAAAUCACACAUACAGGACACGGAGAUGCGGCUCAUGGAUGUUAAACACUCUCAGAAUAUCAAGUCGACACUAAAACACAGCAGACACUUUAGUUUCCAAACUGAAAACACACAAACAGCUCUGAAUGACGUAACACACAUAGCGCAAGCCGUCAGCCACGGAUGCGACUCCUCCAUGCGUUUAGUUAUAAAAGCAUGCAAGUUGCAAUCCGAAAACACAGAAAAUGCACAAAACGGAUCUUUGGAUGUUCAAAAACUGAUCACGUGCCUCGUUCCAGGCAUGUCCGAGGAGAAAUCAAGCGUGUUUCGGGGCUUUGUCACGUUGCUGUCAGCUGAACAGGCCUCUGUGGUUCGACGCCUUCAGAGUCAGGUGUUAAACAUCGCUUUGGUGAACGGCGAUUUGUGCGAGAAGUAUCGCCACGUGGGUUUCAACAGGCUCGGGAAUGUCGUGCACGUCACAGAUCACGCUAAGAUGUCUGGUGUGAGUCUGGAAGAGCGUUGGAUCGAGAACGCGUUAGGAAAACUGCACGAAUUCAGCGUAGAUGUUGUGCUUGUGAGCGGCACGGCUGGCGUGAAACUCAAAGACAGAGCUCUCGGGGCAAACGUCCUGGUUAUUGAAGGCGUUAAAAGCAGCGUUUUGAAGGACUUCGGCGCAUGCACGGGCGCCAUCCCGGUUUCGUACGUCACACAGAUUGACCAGAACUGCGUUGGACAGGGAGUUACAGUCAGCCAACGGCGAGAUUUGAGUGGACAUAACGACUUAGUCGCGAUCAGUGUUGUGACUGCAAGCACGUCUCUGGUCACAGCCAUCAUAAGCAGCUCUGUGUCUGCCAAACUGCAAAGCUUGGAGGAUCAGUUUUGGAGCUGCGCUCAUCGGUUGCACCGAGCUCUUGCAGACAGGCAGCUGUUGCGUGGUGCAGGGACCACCGAACUCCUGUGCAUUCGGCAGCUUCAUCAAUCUAAGCAGACGGAGAUGGAAAACCCACAGGAAGGUGUGGUGCUGGAGCUUAUGGCCGAAGCCUGGAUGGAUUAUGUUUCGACUCUGAUGAUGAACAGCGGGUCGGUGUGUUCUAAAGCAGAGGGUUGGACGGCUGUUGCCCAUCAGAUGAGACUUUAUAAAGAUGGAGAAGCUGUAUCGCUGGAUGCAGAUGCAGCUGGUGUGUAUGAUAACGUGGCUGUGAAGACCGAAGCGUGGAGAAGAGCUCUUGAUCUGGUGUUUCUGGUGCUUCAGUCUGACGCAGAGAUCAUUACAGGCGUUAGUGAAGGAGGAAAUGUUUACAAGGAGCUCAUGUAUCUUUGAUAUCUGUGGUAUAAUUCUUUUUUUGUUUUUUAAAUCAAAAUAGAAUUUAAACUCUUCACUUUGAAGAUGUCUUUUCUAUGCAAAUAAAAAUUUGCUACAAAACAUGAUGAGUGUUGUUCCAAAAAUGUGCAUAAAAAAUCUGUUUUGUUAAAUAAUUUGUGUUUAUUAUUUGUUUGUUUAUACAAAAAUACAUAUACGUUGGAAAAGUUGAAAUUAUUAAUCUGACAAAUGAUUACAGAAAAUGCCUAAAAAUUGUGUGAGAAAAAUUGU
Messenger RNA from Puntigrus tetrazona (Sumatra barb), 4934 nucleotides. RefSeq names its product Bardet-Biedl syndrome 12 (gene bbs12). Gene Ontology annotation, biological process: chaperone-mediated protein complex assembly; photoreceptor cell maintenance. Lineage: Eukaryota; Metazoa; Chordata; Actinopteri; Cypriniformes; Cyprinidae. Gene Ontology annotation, molecular function: ATP binding. The record is from RefSeq and is a predicted model, not a curated record. The coding region runs from base 2916 to 4664 and encodes 582 amino acids. The transcript is spliced from 3 exons.